CCAAAGAAGGGAUUAGGGGGCGGGGCCAAGAUGAAUUGUUAACGUGUGACUGAACUAUCUUGCUGAACGUAAACACAACCCUAGAAGAAGACGGGUUGAAGAUCUUCUGGUUUACAUACUUGGUGGACCAGUCUGCCUGCGGGAAUGCUCAAUCCUCAAAGAUCUUUAUCUGAACUACCAAAGAUGUCGGGUCCAAGCCAAGCCGAGAGGGCUGUUUUGGAGGAGGAGUUUAACUGGUUGCUGAAAGAGGAGGUCCAUGCUGUUUUGAAGCAGCUCCAGGAUAUACUGAAGGAGGCAUCCAGGAGGUUCACCAUUCCCACCCCAGGACUGGAGAGCCAACUGAAACAGGAGAACUUCAUCCUGGGCAGCUCAACCAUGGACCAGGUGAAAGGAGUACUGACUCUACAGGGAGAGGCCCUGACUCAAGCUGACAUCAAUCUGAAAACUGCUAAAAGCAACCAUGUGAUGCAUUUCACAUUCAGGGAUGAUAAGCAGUGGAAAUUACAACAGAUCCAGGAUGCUAGGAACCAUGUGAAUCAGGCUCUGCAGCUGCUGAGUGGUAGAGAUGAGAGCUACCACUUUAAGACUGGGGCUGAGGUCAACAAGCUGAUGGACGCGGUGAUGCUCCAGCUGACCAGGGCUCGUAACCGCCUCACCACUCCGGCAGCCAUGACCCUGCCGGAGCUGGCCACUAGCGGCCUCAUGAAAAUGUUCACUCCUCCAAUGCCAGGCGAUGUGAUGGUGAACUUCUAUAUCAACCUGAGUAAGCUGUGUCUGACUGUCUACCAGCUGCACGCAAUGCAGCCCAACACCACCAAGAACUUCAGGCCAUCUGGAAGCUCUGUGUUACACAACCCUGGAGCCAUGUUUGAGCUGAACAAUGCUAAGUUUGAGGUGAGCCAGGUUCACAAGGUGGAGUGUGUUGUCCCCUGGCUCAACAACACCCUGGUCUUCUUCACCAUCUCACUGCAGCUCUGUCAGCAGCUCAAGGACAAGAUUUCCGUCUUCUCUAGUUUCUGGAACUACCGACCGUUCUAACCUCCUGCAGCUAGCUGACCGUCAGAAUGCCUAGGUGUUCUAACCUCCUGCAGCUAGCUGACCGUCAGAAUGCCUAGGUGUUCUAACCUCCUGCAGCUAGCUGACCGUCAGAAUGCCUGGGUGUUGUAACCUCCUGUAGCUAGCUGACCGUCAGAAUGCCUAGGUGUUCUAACCACCUGCAGCUAGCUGACCAUCAGAAUGCCUCGGUGUUCUAACCUCCUGCAGCUAGCUGACCGUCAGAAUGCCUAGGUGUUCUAACCUCCUGCAGCUAGCUGACCGUCAGAAUGCCUAGGUGUUCUAACCUCCUGUAGCUAGCUGACCGUCAGAAUGCCUAGGUGAUCUAACCUCCUGCAGCUAGCUGACCGUCAGAAUGCCUAGGUGUUCUAACCUCCUGCAGCUAGCUGACCGUCAGAAUGCCUAGGUGUUCUAACCUCCUGCAGCUAGCUGACCGUCAGAAUGCCUAGGUGUUCUAACCUCCUGCAGCUAGCUGACCGUCAGAAUGCCUAGGUGUUCUAACCUCCUGCAGCUAGCUGACCGUCAGAAUGCCUAGGUGUUCUGUCCAAAUCCUUCACACCAACCAACCCAGAUAAAAGGGAUGUCUUGAAAAUAUUGUCUGAUUUUGAAGUGGGUUUUGUUUGUAUAAUUUACAGGAGAACAGCCGGAUCAAAAUCCAUAUACAUUACCAGUGUUUAGUAUUCCAGGGUUUAGUGCCCAUCCAUGUGUUACAGCUGCUUUAAUUCAGUCCCAAAUCAACCCCUAGACCCUAACUUCUAGACUACACUCUCCCUACUUGUGAAGAAAGUAUAGGACUAAGCAAUAUGGUGGAGCUACUACCAUAUUGCUAUAUCUAUCCAAUACAUUCAGUGUUUCCCCUAGUUGGGGGUCGUUAGCGCAAUGACUGGAAGUCUAUGGGAAUGAAUCUAGGGGAAACACUGCAUUCUGAUCUAGACAAGUAGGGACUAGGGGUUGAUUUAGGAUUGGGUGCAUGUAUCUCUCUGUGCGUCAUCUGUUGUAUUUUGUUGUAUAGUACCAACUAACUUGGACCUCCCUGUUGUAUAGUACCAACUAACUUGGACCUCCCUGUUGUAUAGUACCAACGAACUUGGACCUCCCUGUUGUAUAGUACCAACUAACUUGGACCUCCUUGUUGUAUAGUACCAACUUGGACCUCCCUGUUGUAUAGUACCAACUAACUUGGACCUCCCUGUUGUAUAGUACCAAGUAACUUGGACCUCCCUGUUGUAUAGUACCAACUAACUUGGACCUCCUUGUUGUAUAGUACCAACUAACUUGGACCUCCCUGUUGUAUAGUACCAACUAACUUGGACCUCCCUGUUGUAUAGUACCAACUAACUUGGACCUCCCUGUUGUAUAGUACUAACUAACUUGGACCUCCCUGUUGUAUAG
Salvelinus fontinalis (brook trout) is the source of this 2445-nucleotide messenger RNA. RefSeq names its product protein rogdi homolog. The record is from RefSeq and is a predicted model, not a curated record. The coding region runs from base 145 to 1038 and encodes 297 amino acids. NCBI's taxonomy places the organism in Eukaryota, Metazoa, Chordata, Actinopteri, Salmoniformes, Salmonidae. Gene Ontology annotation, cellular component: RAVE complex. The transcript has 11 exons.